Molecule: messenger RNA, 1663 nt
Organism: Cornus florida
Lineage: Eukaryota; Viridiplantae; Streptophyta; Magnoliopsida; Cornales; Cornaceae
Product: blue copper protein-like
Exons: 4
Coding region: 100-1464 (454 amino acids)
Cellular component (GO): plasma membrane
Molecular function (GO): electron transfer activity
Source: RefSeq, a predicted model, not a curated record
AUUCACUCAUCAUUUCUCAUUUGCUCACACAUACAAACACAUACAAAACACACAUAGCAAGAAGCCAACAAGUUAGUUGGUGCACUUCAAAACAAAAUCAUGGCCACAAAAAUGAGUUUAGCUAUUAUGCUCGUACUAGCAGCUGCACUCCUACACACCACAGUGGCACAAACAACACACGUCGUCGGAGACAGCCUCGGCUGGAUAGUCCCUCCCGGCGGCCCCAUUGCUUACUCCACCUGGGCCGACAUGUACACCUUCACCGUCGGCGAUAUUCUCGUGUUUAAUUUCACAACUGGACAACAAGAUGUGGCUAGGGUGAGCAAGGAACAAUUCUCGACAUGCAAUUCAACAAACCCUAUCUGGCAUGAAACUACUGGUCCAGCAAAUAUUACCCUAACUUCAGCUGGGGAGUACUAUUUCAUUGGCACCAUGGACACCCACUGCUACUUGGGACAAAAGUUGGCCAUCAACGUUACCGGCACGUCCGGUCCUACUGCUAGUCCUGCUCCUCCUCCUCCUCCACCCGCCACUCCGGCCCCUGCCUCGCCUAGGGCCCCCGUCACGUAUGUGGUCGGAGAUGACUUGGGGUGGAUCGUCCCUCCCGGCGGCUCAGUUGCUUAUGCUGCUUGGGCUUACAACAAAACCUUUAUUGUUGGUGACACUCUAGAAUUCAACUUUAAGAACGGAACACAAGAUGUGGCCGUGGUGACAAAGGCAGCUUAUGCAACUUGUAACACCACUAACACCACUACUGUGUUAACAACCAGUCCGGCAAGGUUCACCCUCACUGCCGCCGGCGAGUAUUACUUCACAUCCACGUACUCACGCCACUGCGAAUGGGGGCAACAGCUAGCCAUUAAUGUCAUUGCUUCCAGCUCUGCAACGCCACCUUCACACUCUCCUCCUCCUCCACCAGCCACUCCUGUCCCGGCCCCGCCUAGAUCGCCCGUCGCCUAUGUGGUCGGAGAUGACUUGGGGUGGAUCGUGCCUCCCGGCGGUUCAGUUGCUUAUACUGCUUGGGCUUACAACAAAACCUUUAUGGUUGGAGACACUUUAGUUUUCAACUUUGUGAAUGGAACACAAGAUGUGGCCAAGGUAACAAAGGCAGUAUAUGAAACUUGUGACACCAAUAACACCAUUAGCGUGUUAACAACCAGUCCGGCAAAGAUCACCCUCACCACCGCCGGCGAGCAUUACUUCACAUCCACCUACGCACGCCACUGCGCCUUGGGGCAACAGCUAGCCAUUAAUGUCAUUGCCUCCAGCACCGCCACAUCGCCUUCCAGCUCCGCCACUGCACCGUCCGGCACCACCACGCCAUCCUCCUCGCCCGUGCCUCCGAGUGCCGAAGGACCCUCGUCACUCACAGCUCCUCCUCCGGUCAGCUCAGCCAUGUCCGUUGCUGUCCACUCCUUCUCCAUCACCUCCUUGUCAAUCGUCAUAGCUUUCUUGCUAAAUUAAAUGUGUACUAGAUACUACUAGUAUUUUUCUCUUCUUAAUACAUGUAUUGUUUGAUUUUUAUCAUUUUUAGCAUUAUUGGCCAUUCUGUGUAUUUAAAUUUUAGUUAUAUAUAGUAGUUGGUGUUACUCAUUCGAUCACUAUUGUAAUUUUGAUUAUUGAAUAAAGAUUAUUAUCAUUCAAUUGAUAUAUUCGACCUUCA